CGUGUAGAAUUACAUAUGCUGCAUUUUUAUGUGAAUUUAACACUCCAGUAAACAAGCUUUCUCCUGACAAGCUGUUUCCAUGGUCAAUAAUCAUACAAUCCUUCUUUUCACCAAACAUUGAUGACAUACACUGAGAAAUAUUCCACCAGCGAUAAUAAUCGACAUGAGGUUACAUGCCACGAUUUAAGAUCUAUUAACAAUCAUGGAGUUGAUAAAUGAAAUGAAGUUCAGUGGAUAAAUUCGGAAGCCAAAAAUCUUUUAAGCUUUAAAGUAAAGAAAAAAUAAAAUGUUAAUAAUGAAUUUUAAAUUAAUAUUGUUUGUUUUAAGUACAUUAGUAUGUGUGGAUGUGUUUGCCGAUGAACAUUGUGAAGGAAUCGAGGUUAAAAAGGGAUUUGUCGUUGAAAUAAGUCCGGAAGGUGAAAGUUUUAAUUUGUCUUCGUUAACAAAUUCCUCUCGACACGAGUGCACAAGAAGCUGCUGCAACACAGAUAAGUGUACCCUUACUGUAUUCAAUACAUCAACAAAGGUCUGUACACUUGUCCAUUGCAUUGAUUGUCCUGUGUUUGAAUCUGAGCACUCAAUCCUGACCUAUAUAGGAUCUGAUAAUCAAACUGAAAAUAAUACAUUGGCUGAAGACAUAGCCGCAUCCCAAUCAAACCAAACUCAACUACUAAAUGAGACCUUUCAAGAAGAAUCGCACCCAGUGAAUGAGAAUGUUAUUGACACAGAAACCGUCAGUACACCCAGUGUUUCUGAAACCUUACCAAAAGAUGAAAAUAACACAUUAGAGGAAACUAGUUCUUACAAUGAAACAGGUUCAGUGAGAAAUUACAUAAAUUCAACUUUAAUAGAAACACCUGAUACAGACGUUCAUUCGGUUAAUGACACAUUGGAUAAUGUUGUGGAAAAUUCAGCUGGAAAAAAUGACGAAUCGAUAGAACUGUCAAAGCCCGUCACACCACUGGUCAACACCAGUGUAACAUCGACAACAGGAAAGCAGGGAACAAGCGUCACAACUACAAAUCAACCAAGUAGUUCUACCCAAACAGAACAAGUAGAAAGUAGAACUGCCUCAUAUACUACUGUAACAGAAACCAGUAAUGAUAGUAACAGUACCGACGGCGCUCCCGGUACAAAAGCUAUGCAGCCCGAAAAAGAUGCAACUACUGAAACACUAACAUCACCCAGUAUAUCAACAACGACCACACCCUGGCGAAGCUUGUUUUCAUUUCUGUCGACAGUAUAUACGAGUACUUCUAAAUCGGAAAGCCAAGCGGUGACUAAAGCUACAGUGUCUACGCAAAAUCCUGAUGCAGAGCUCCCAUCUUCGCAAUCAACAGUCAACUUGCCGCCAACAUCUACCAUGUCAUCUUCUUCAUCCCUCUCUCAGUCAGAUUUAUGGACAUAUGGUUCAUCUCCGUCAGAAGAAGUUUCCACCUCUUCCAUCUUGUCCACAGCUUCAUCCUCAAUCUUUUCUACAUCUUCAUCGUUUUCAUUUCACUAUGAAAGCACCACUGAGGCCGCAGCAAGUAAGGCAGACGAUCAAGCAGAUGGCAGCACAAACUCCCAACAUGGUGAAACUCCUGGCCGGAUGAAAGGGCCGAAGCAGCUUUCCACCAGUCUUGUUGUGGCUCUCUCCAUCGGCGUGUUCUUCACAUUUGUGCUCCUUGUGGUGAUCUGCAAACGCUUAUUUGAGGGCUGGCAAAGACGCCAUUAUAACAAACUAGACUAUCUGAUAAACGGAAUGUACAACUGAAAUGACAAUACCAACAAAUGAAAUGCCUUAGAUUAAGAAAAAAUGCGUUGGUGAUUCCAUGUACACAUACUACUAGUGGAGUAGCAUUUUGAAGGCGUAUUAAAUGUGUUUACCAAAUGUACAUUUAUACAAUAAACCUGGCAAUAAACUAUCGCAGGUGUAAAAGAAAAUAACCCACAACGUUUCCUGAAAUUAGUGUUUAAAUGUAAAAAUGGGUAUCUGACGCAAUAUUUUUUACCGAAAUAAAACUCUUCCAUCAUAGUU
Mya arenaria is the source of this 2020-nucleotide messenger RNA. RefSeq lists its product as uncharacterized. Bases 287 to 1756 code for a protein of 489 amino acids. The transcript has 4 exons. Lineage: Eukaryota; Metazoa; Mollusca; Bivalvia; Myida; Myidae. The record is from RefSeq and is a predicted model, not a curated record.